ACACUACAAAAUGAGGAAUCUAUUCUCUUAUCUCUUUCUCUUUUGGUUCUCACUGUAUUGUUUCAUUGCUUGCACAACUUCAAAUAUAAAAAAUAUUAGAACCGAUGAAUCUGCUCUUCUAGCAUUUAAAUCCCUCAUUACUUCAGACCCAUAUGGUAUGUUGGCUAAUAAUUGGUCUACCUCCUAUUCUGUAUGCAAUUGGGUUGGUGUGAGUUGUGAUAAGAAACACAAUAGAGUCAACAGUUUGAAUCUCACAAACAUGGGUCUUAGAGGCACUCUUUCUCCAAAUUUAGGGAAUUUGUCCUUUCUUGUUAAACUUGUUCUCUCCAACAAUAGUUUUGGUGGCCAACUUCCCAAAGAGAUAGGUUGGUUGCGACGAUUAAAGGUUCUAUCUUUCGACACUAACGAGUUUGUUGGAGCAAUUCCUCCGGCUUUAGGAGAUUUAUCUCAUCUUCAACAUUUAGAUCUCAACACUAACCAUUUCAGUAGUUUUAUCCCUCAGUCAAUAUACAACUUGUCUAAGUUAGAGCACUUGGAUUGUGGACAUAACUCCCUUGAAGGAACCAUUCCACCAAUGAUCGGACGACUUCAUCAAUUGAACAAUUUGUCUCUUAAUGACAACAAGAUGUCCGGCCUCAUACCUAAAGAAAUCUCAAACAUAUCUUUACUUGAAACUUUAUAUUUAUCUUCUAACAAUUUUUCAGGUCCAAUACCCGAGGAGAUUGCUUAUCUUGACAAACUUGAGUUCCUAAUACUACUAGAGAACAAUUUUAGUGGAUCUAUUCCUUUAAAAUUAUUCAACAUAUCAUCACUCAAAUACUUGCUGCUUGAACAAAAUCGCCUCUCAGGUCCAAUACCUGAGGAGAUUGGUUAUCUUAAUCAACCUGAGGCUAUAGCAUUAUCAAACAACAACUUUAAUGGCUCUAUUCCUUUCAGACUCUUCAACAUGUCAAGACUCAUUUUCUUGUAUCUUGAACAGAAUCAUCUCUCCGGUAUAAUACCAUUUAUUACAAAUCUUCCUAGACUUCAAGUACUACACUUGAAUAAUAACAAUUUUGUUGGAAAUAUUCCAGUGAGCAUAUUCAACGCUUCUAAGCUUCUGGAAUUACAAUUGAGUUACAACUCUUUCAGUGGAACUUUGUCCAAUCAUCCUUUUGAAAAUUUGAAGUUCCUCAACACAUUUAUUAUAGAUCACAAUGAUUUGACCAUUAAUGAUUCUCUUGGAUUCUUUACUUCAUUGACAAGUUGUAGAUAUUUGGAAUAUCUACUCUUAUCGGAGAAUCAAAUAUUACCCAAUCUUCCUCGGUCAAUUGGAAACAUAACUUCAGAAUACUUUGUUGCAGAUUCAUGCGGAAUUGACGGUAAUAUUCCCUUAGAGAUUGGAAACAUGAGCAAUUUGUUAAGUUUUUCUCUGAUUGGGAAUAAUUUAAAUGGACCAAUACCUAGUACAUUCAAAGGGUUACAAAAACUUCAGGUAUUGAACCUUCGCUACAAUGGACUACAAGGAUCAUUUAUUAAGGAGCUAUGUGAAAUGGAGAGUUUGAGUGAGUUGUAUCUAGAUCAUAAUAGCCUUUCUAGUUCUUUACCAUCUUGUUUGGGAAAUAUGACUUCUCUUAGAACUUUAAACAUAGGAUAUAAUAUUUUUACCUCUAAGAUCCCUUCCUCUCUUUGGAGUCUCAAAGAUAUCUUAAAGAUAAAUUUGUCCUCUAAUGCUUUCAUUGGUAAUCUUCCAUCUGAGAUUGGGAAUUUGAGAGCAAUUGUAUUAUUAGAUCUUUCAAAAAAUCAUAUUUCAAGCAAAAUUCCUACAACCAUCACUUUCUUAAAAACAUUGCAGAAUCUCUCUUUCGCGCACAACCAAUUCUAUGGGCCAAUUCCCACAUUACUUGGUGACAUGGUAGGCUUGAUCUCCUUGGACUUAUCCCAAAAUAUGCUAACUGGUGUUAUUCCAAAAUCUUUAACAUCACUUUUGUAUCUUCAAAACAUCAACUUUUCAUACAAUAGUUUACAAGGAGAGAUUCCUGAUGGUGGACCUUUCAAGAAUUUCACAUCCCAGUCUUUUAUGCAUAAUGAAGCACUUUGCGGAAAUCCUCGCCUACAAGUUCCUCCAUGUGGUGGUAAACAUGUUAAGAAAAGUUCAACGACAAAGAAGCUAUUAAUGAAAUGCAUACUUCCCAUAGUACUGUCAACCAUUUUGGUUGUUGCAAGCAUAAUACUUUUAAAACAUAAACGGAAAAAGGUUGAAAAUAAUCUUGAAAAGGGUUUAUCUACUUUAGGAGCUCCAAGAAGAAUUUCUUAUUAUGAACUUGUGCAAGCAACAAAUGGUUUCAAUGAGGAUAAUUUACUUGGAAGGGGUGGCUUUGGCUCUGUGUAUCACGGAAAGCUUCCCGAUGGUGAGAUGAUUGCAGUUAAAGUAAUUGAUUUGCAGUCAGAGGAAAAAUCAAGAACCUUUGAUGCAGAAUGCAAUGCAAUGAGAAAUCUACGACAUCGAAAUCUGGUUAAGAUUAUUAGCAGUUGUUCAAAUCUUGAUUUCAAAUCAUUGGUGAUGGAGUUCAUGCCAAAUGGAAGUGUGGACAAAUGGUUAUAUUCAAAUAACUAUUGUUUGAAUUUCAUGCAAAGGUUAAAUAUAAUGAUAGAUGUUGCAUCUGCAUUGGAAUAUCUCCAUCAUGGUUCUCCAAUACCAGUGGUUCAUUGUGACCUAAAGCCUACAAAUGUGUUGCUGGAUGAAGAUAUGGUUGCACAUGUUAGUGAUUUCGGUAUUGCGAAGCUCAUGGAUGAAGGACAAUCUAAAACUCAUACAGAUACUUUGGCUACUAUUGGAUACCUUGCACCAGAAUAUGGAUCCGAAGGAAUUGUUUCUAUCAGAGGAGAUGUGUACAGCUAUGGGAUAAUGCUAUUGGAAAUUUUCACAAGAAGAAAACCAACUGAUGAUAUAUUUGUUGGAGAUCUAAGUUUGAAAACAUGGAUCAGUGGAUCAUUGCCUAAUUCAAUUUUGGAAGUCUUGGAUUCUAAUUUAAUCCAACAGAACGGAGAACAACAAAUGGAUAAGAUAUUGACACACAUGUCAUCUAUUUUUGGUUUAGCCCUGAAUUGUUGUGAACAUUCACCUGAAGCAAGAAUCAAUAUGAUAGAUGUUAAAUCAACGCUUAUCAAAAUCAAGACUUUGAUUUUUGGCAGAAGUGUGGUCUAGUUAUUUUCAUUUGUACAAUUGGUUUGUUAUUUUACUAGAAUGUAUUUUAUUUCUUUUCUAAUGUUUGUUAGUUCAUUCGAAUGCUUCUUUAGGUUUUUGUUUUUAUUUUCUAAUGUUUGUGUGGGAUGCUUUCAAUAUUGUUUUGGAUUGAUAUUUUGUACCUUCUUUAAAUUUCUAUAUUAUUGUAUUUGAAUGAAGUACAUUUAAGGUGGUUACUA
This is a messenger RNA of Lathyrus oleraceus (garden pea), 3405 nucleotides long. Its product is annotated as probable LRR receptor-like serine/threonine-protein kinase At3g47570. Bases 11 to 3187 code for a protein of 1058 amino acids. Gene Ontology annotation, biological process: protein phosphorylation. Gene Ontology annotation, molecular function: protein kinase activity; ATP binding; protein binding. The record is from RefSeq and is a predicted model, not a curated record. The transcript has 4 exons. Lineage: Eukaryota; Viridiplantae; Streptophyta; Magnoliopsida; Fabales; Fabaceae.